GUAAACCAGACACCAACGAGAGGGUAUGAUGGCUAAGAAGCCCCCGAAACCAGCCCCUCGAAAGAUCUUCCAAGAAAGAUUAAAGAUUACUGCUCUACCAUUGUACUUUGAAGGUUUUUUACUAGUCAAGCGGUCAGAAUACCAGGAGUAUAAACGUUAUUGGACAGAACUGAGAGGAACUACACUUUUCUUUUAUAUCGACAAAAAAAAUACAAUAUAUGUUGACAAGUUAGACAUAAUAGACCUCACACGCCUUACUGACCGGAAUUCAACUGAAAAGAAUUGUGCAAAAUUCACCCUUGUUUUGCCAAAAGAGGAAGUGCAACUGAAGACAGAGAACACAGAAAGUGGGCAAGAAUGGAGAGGCUUCAUUCUUACAGUAACAGAGCUGUCAGUUCCCCUACAUGUGUCACUCCUUCCUGGGCAAGUAAUUAGACUGCAUGAAGUGCUAGAGAGAGAAAAGAAAAGGAGGAUUGAGACAGAGCAGAUACCAAGUUCAUCUACGGAAAAAGAGAAGGAACCAAUCGAAGAUUAUGUGGAUGUACUGACCCCUAUGCCAGCAUGUUUCUAUACAGUAUCCCGGAAAGAAGCAACUGAGAUGCUUGAGAAGAACCCUUCUUUGGGAAAUAUGAUCCUGAGGCCUGGUAGUGACAGUAGAAACUACUCCAUCACUAUCCGGCAGGAGAUAGACAUGCCAAGAAUCAAGCACUACAAAGUGAUGAGUGUAGGAAAUAACUACACUAUUGAACUGGAAAAACCCGUAACACUCCCAAACCUUUUCAGUGUCGUUGAUUAUUUCAUGAAGGAGACUCGAGGCAAUUUACGACCAUUUAUAUAUUCAACCGAUGAAACCCUUGGCCAAGAACCCAACACAGAAGAGAGAGGAGAGAGGUUGAGGAAAAAUCUACAUAUUGCAUGAACCAAAAUGGGAAACCUAGCUUCAUGUGUCUUGGUAACUUUUCAAAAGGAAGAUCUUACUUUUAAAGAAAAUUACCUCGAUUUUCCUGAUCCUGAUUACCAAGUCACUUACCUGGACACCAGAAUUAAACACUGUAGCAUACAAUUUCACUAUCUUGUCAGAAUGAAACCAACUCACCAGUAAACUAUAAAAUAUAGCUGUGAAGGUAACUCAGAGAUAUACGCAUUCCCAAGCAUUGAUAUAAGUUGAAAACAUAUGAUCCAUUCCAAAUGGAGUUUUUAUUUCCCUAUGCUUCAAUUUAAUACAUUUCCCCUCUAUACAGCUUCCACAGCAGAUUUUCUAGUUCUCCUAAAUUCUAGCAAUUCCAGAAAACCUCACUAGGUUUUGUUGAAAUCUGAUUUAUCAAAUUUAAGUCAUUCUAACUAUCUAGCUAGAAACCAGAGACAUGAAAUGUACUAGGAGAAGCCCUUUCCCAAUGGAAAUAUUCCACGUUACAUUUUUGUUACUAGAAAUAAAUGAAAUUUAUUAAUUUCCAUGUUUUUCCCUGACGUUAUCUUUUUGUUAACUCUAAAUCAACCCACACCUCCUUUUGUAAAAGCCUUAAUGGUAAGGAUGGUAAAAGGCUAUGUAAUCAUCCAUUUCAAAAGUAUAACAGUGAGACUGACUAUAAUCACUCAGAAUCCUUUAAAAAUACUGAUUUCUCAACCCCACGCUAGAUCUACUGAAUCAAAAUCUCAGGGAUAUUUUUUUAAUACAUUUUUUUCUUGAAAAACAAGCUUCUAAAUUGAUUUUGAUGGUCAUUCAAUUUGGGAAUCACUUGUGCAAUCAACUAAGAAUCAAAAGAUAUGGCUUAUAUUCUACUCCUGGUUCUAAUUAUUUGGAUGUUUGGCUUCUUUGGUGUCCUCAUCUGAAAAAACAAAGGGGUUAGAAUGGAUUUCUAAGGUCCUCUUACCUCCAACAUCUUAUACAGAUGUGUCUUUAUGAGAAAAGGAGAUUAGGACGCAAACACAGAGGAAAGACCAUGUAUGACAGAGGGAGAAGAUGACCAUCUAUAAGCAAACAAGAAGAAAUGAACCUUGCUGACACCUUGAUCUUGGACUUUUAGCCUCCAGAACUGAGAAAAUAAAUUUCUGUUGUUUAAGCCACUGAGUCUACGGUAUUUGUUAUGGCAGCCCUAGCAAACUAACUCAAUGAGUUAUCUGGGAUGCCUGAAAAUAUGCAGAAUCCUAAGCCUCCUUCAGAUUUACUAAUUUCUGGAGUUGGUCCAGAAAUCUGCCCUUUUAUCACACACCACAAUCAAAUUUGUUAUAAUGAAGUCUGCAAACUUCUUUAAAAUCUGUGAUAUCAACUGUAUUAACUGAUGCAAAGAUCUAUCUACCUAUCUAUCUACCUACCUACCUACCUAUCAUCUGUCUGUCUGUCUAAUCUCUUAUUCUCAAAGACCUUACAAUUAAGUUAGUCCAAAUAUAGUUAAGGAACAAGAGACUAAAGAGCUCCAAUUUGCUACCAUCUCAAAAGGUUAAGAGUGAAUUCUUGCAUUCUAUAAGAAAAUACAGUCCUUAAUACCGAAAGCUUCAACAAAAUGGACCCCUAAAGAUGGUGAGGCACGUGGCUGACUGCAAUGAAGAGAGAAGGAAUGGACAAGGGAGCUCGAAAUCAAAGGCGAGGGCCUGAUCAAGGUGGAGAGUCUAACAGGAGACAAGCAACACAUAAUUAGUUGGGAAAAAGAGAGAGUCACAAAAACUGCAGAAAUUGAAAUUGGGAGACAAAGACCAUAAAAUGGCCCUCAGAGUUUAAAUAAUAAAUAUUAGAAAAUAUCUGCAUGGGAUAGGAAACUACAAAAAGUGACCCAGCAGCUUUAAAAAAGAGAACCAAACAGAACUUCUGGGACUGAAAAAUACAACCAAAAUUAAAAACAAAAUGGAUGGAUAUAAUAGUAAGUACGUACUUAACAGAUGAAAAGAAGUACACUAGAAUAUGAGUCAGAAGAAAUUACAUAGAAUAAAGCAUAAGACAAAAACAACUGGAAAAUACAGAAGAGAGGGUGAUAAACAGGGAGGGCAGAGUAAGUUUGCCAUGUUCAAUGAGAGUCACCAUAGAAGAGAAUGGCGGGGAGCGGGGAACAACAUGUGAAGGAAUAAGAUCUGAGACUUUCUCAGAACUAACAAAAGAUAUAAAUCUACAUUCAAAGAGCUGAACAAAUCCCAAACAGGAUUAAUAAAAAGAAAUCCAUACCCAGGAUUAUUUAUUUAACACAGACUAAUUAUUUAACACACAAUAAUUAAACUGCAUAAAAUGAAAGCAUGUAAACAGAUUUCUUUUUAAAGAUGCAAUAUUUAGCCUGACAGCUGACUCAACAGCAACAGCAGAAGUCAUAAGAGAGCAGAAAAGCAUCUCCAAUGUGCUGAAAGAUAAUAAAGACCAAAUUAGAAUUUUACGUUUGGCAAAAUAUAUUUGCAGACAAAGAAAUCAUGAGCAAGUAUGCCACCAGUGGACUCUCACAAAAUGAACUUCUAAAGGAAAUAUUUCAGGUAGGAAGAAAUUUAUUCCAGAUGGUAAGCCUGAGAAACAAAAAAGAACAAAAAAGCAAUGAAAGUGAUAUGCUUGUGAAUAAAUACAAACAUAGACUAUCUAGACAAAGUAAUAAAGUCUUGCAAAAUUAAGACAUUAAACUACAUGACAACAGAAUUGAAUACAUAACAGAAAUAAAAUAUAUGACCACAGUAUGCAAGUUGGGAAUUAGAGUUGUACCAGUGAUCUGCAUAAUAAAUAAUCCCCAAACUUAUUUGCAUAAACAAUCCAUGUUGAUGGACUCUGUGGGUCAGGAAUUUGGUAGAACACAGCAGGGAAGGUUUGUCUCUGCUCCAUUAAGCCUGGGGCCUAGAAUCAUCUGGAAGCUUGCCUACUCACAUGUCGUCUGACACCUGACGCUGGCUGUAGGUUAGGGGCCUCAUUUUCUCUGCAUGUGGGGUAGUUUAGGCUUCCUCAAAACAUGAUGUCUGGAUUCCAAGGAUGAGCUUUCCAAGAAGGAGAGAUCAAGCAAGAGAGAGUGAGAGACAGCCAAGUGGAAGCCUUUUAUGACCUAACCUUAGAAGUCAUACAGAGUUACAUAUGCUGUACUCUGUUACAUUAGUUGAGGCAUUCAUAAAUCCUUGUUUAGGUUCAAGGGGAGCAGAAACAGAUUCUGUCUCUUGAUGGGUUUGGGGGAUAGGUGAUAAGCUUCUAGAAUAGUAUCUGUGAUUGGAAAUGUUGUGGUCAUUUUUGGAAACUAUAAUCUGCCAAAAGAUAAAUGAUUAACUUUAGUCUAACUUUACCUGAAUAUGGCAUGUUGUAAUAAAGGGUAAUCAUCAAAGGACGAAAGUUAUUAAACUAGUAAAGAAAAAUAAAAUGCGUACAGCUCAGGAAAAGAGAGACCAUAUCAUUUAUAUUAAGAAAGAAUUUAACAUAAGGAAUUGGUUAAACAGGUUUUAGGAGAACUGAUAAUGUCACCAAGGGACACGACAUUUAAGGGAAAAGGGUGGGAUUACUAGAACCUGGAAGCCUAGAAGAGAUACUCUGCAGAUUGCUGGAGAAAAACUAGAGCAUGGGAACUAACCACAACUACUGGGAGAAAAGCCAUUGCUGAGGUGAUGCUGACAAUAUCAGGAAGCAAAUGGGAAGAGUAAAAGUCUCUUCUCCCUACCUCCAGCAUUCCAGUCUCCUUCUAGUGCCCCCUAUUUGUGUAACCUAAAGGAAGCCAGAUGGCAAAGGAGAAAUGUAGUUUGCAAAGUUCCAGAAUAUAGAAGGGUAUCUAGAGUUGAGAGACAAUCAGUUAAUAAUCGGCAUAAACGGAUUUAAAAAAUUAA
Messenger RNA from Equus quagga, 4764 nucleotides. RefSeq names its product signal transducing adaptor family member 1 (gene STAP1). The coding region runs from base 26 to 919 and encodes 297 amino acids. The transcript has 9 exons. Gene Ontology annotation, biological process: positive regulation of B cell receptor signaling pathway; cell surface receptor protein tyrosine kinase signaling pathway. NCBI's taxonomy places the organism in Eukaryota, Metazoa, Chordata, Mammalia, Perissodactyla, Equidae. Gene Ontology annotation, molecular function: signaling adaptor activity; protein kinase binding. The record is from RefSeq and is a predicted model, not a curated record.